AUGGCGAUAAUAGAAAUAUUACUAACUUCGCUGGCUGGAUCUUAUGUAUUGGUGCAUCUAUCCUAUCUUUCGGCGGUUGCAAAAUCGCCGAUUGCGCAAUACGCAAUCGGUUUCCCGGGGUUGGCAAUCCUCCAGGGUUUGGUAUACACAAUUUAUCAUUGGUUGAUAUAUCCGCAUUUUGUCAGCCCUUUGAGAAAAAUACCUGGACCAAAGGAACCUAGCUUUUGGAACGGCCAUGGAAAGCAAAUUGUAGCGACACAGACUGGAGAGCCGCAUAAACUUUGGAUAAAGGCCAUGCCAAAAGAAGGAUUAAUUUACUACAAAGGUCUCCUAAACCGUGAAAGAGUUCUACCAACCACCCCGAAGGUCCUCGCGGAGGUCCUUAAUAGCCAGUCCUACAUCUUCGUAAAACCUCAGUUUUUUCGAUUCUCCCUUCGCCUGCUUGGAAAUGGCAUUCUCAUGGCUGAAGGCGACGAGCACAAGCGACAGCGAAAGAUUCUUACCCCGGCCUUUCACCCUCGUCAUCUGCGCUCACUCUUCCCUCUUUUCUGGUCCAAAACCCAGGAGAUGGUAGACUUGAUCACAGCUGAAAUCCAAUCCUCUGACGCUCCAGAUCCAAUCAUCAACUUCAACAGCUGGGGGUCACGAUGUACUCUUGAUAUCAUUGGGAAAGCCGGCGCAGGAAUAGAUUUCAACGCCAUGAAAGAUCCAGACAAUGACCUCUUCAAGAUAUACCAGAAGGUUUUCACACCAACUACAGGACAGUUAUGGAUGGCUAUCUUGAAUCUUAUUAUGCCGCUCUGGUUCAUGCAGAAUCUACCUGUCAAGGGUGUUAGAGAAGUUUCACAAGCUAAGGAUUUUAUCAUGAAGGUUUGCUUGGAUAUGAUUAAGACUAAGAGGGCACAAAUGGCGGAGAAGAAGCCGAUGCAUCCAGAUAUCCUUUCUAUCAUGAUCGAAGAAGGCUCCCUAUCCGAUGAAGAAAUGCAAAAUCAACUCAUGACCUUCAUGGCCGCCGGCCACGAAACCACCGCUGCAGCUGUCUCAUGGUCCGUCUGGGAACUCUCCCGCCGCCCCGAAGUUGCAGAACGACUAAGGAAUGAAAUCCGUGCCGCCAUACCUGUCUUUGAUUCCGACUCAGUCACAAUGGAACAAAUUGAGAGCAUCCGCUACCUCCGCAACUUCACCAACGAAAUCCUAAGAUUCCACCCUCCAGUCCCAGUUACGAUCCGUGAAGCCGAAAGAGACACAACACUGAACGGUGCCUUCAUUCCGAAGGGUACAACAGUAAUGCUUAUGCCAGCUGUAAUAAACCACUCGGAGGAACUCUGGGGACCUGACGCCGCGGAGUUCAUUCCGGAAAGAUGGGAUAAGCCAGGUGGAAACGGCGGAGCCGCCAGCAACUACGCCAACUUGACGUUUUUAAUGGGUCCCAGAAGCUGCAUUGGACAGAAAUUUUCAGUUGAAGAAUUCAAGGCUAUCAUAGUUGGAUUGGCCGGGAGAUUCGCUUUUGAAGAGAAGACAAAGGAUAUGGAACUGAACGUUAGAGGUGGAAUCACGCAACGACCAACGCACGAAGGAAUCUUGCCACUGAGAACGAGGGUUGUGCCAGGCUGGUAG
Orbilia oligospora ATCC 24927 is the source of this 1617-nucleotide messenger RNA. RefSeq lists its product as uncharacterized. The record is from RefSeq and is a predicted model, not a curated record. NCBI's taxonomy places the organism in Eukaryota, Fungi, Ascomycota, Orbiliomycetes, Orbiliales, Orbiliaceae. The transcript has 4 exons. Gene Ontology annotation, molecular function: oxidoreductase activity, acting on paired donors, with incorporation or reduction of molecular oxygen; heme binding; monooxygenase activity. Bases 1 to 1617 code for a protein of 538 amino acids.